Trichoderma asperellum CBS 433.97 is the source of this 921-nucleotide messenger RNA. RefSeq names its product 1 carbohydrate esterase. Lineage: Eukaryota; Fungi; Ascomycota; Sordariomycetes; Hypocreales; Hypocreaceae. Gene Ontology annotation, molecular function: hydrolase activity. The record is from RefSeq and is a predicted model, not a curated record.
ACCAUCUUACUCUUCAUUGGCCCACCACUAGCUGUCUCUCUAUUUUUCAGAUUAAAAUGCCUUCAGUCAAGAACACCAUCACCUUUUUGCUGGGCCAGGCUCUUCUUGCCACGGGUAGCCCAGUAGAUGUUGAGAAAGUUGAGAAACGUCAAUGCCCGAAGAUUCAUGUCUUCGGUGCUCGUGAGACUACGGCACCGCCGGGAUAUGGUUCAUCUGGUACUGUUGUGAAUCUGGUCAUCUCAGCUCAUCCUGGAACCACGUCCGAGGCCAUCAACUACCCAGCUUGUGGUGGCCAGUCUUCUUGUGGCGGAGUUAGCUAUGCCAACUCGGUUGUUCAAGGUAUCAACGCAGUUGUCACGGCGGUGAACAACUUCCACAACUCUUGCCCAAACACACAGCUAGUCUUAGUCGGAUACUCGCAGGGUGGCCAAAUCUUUGAUGACGCAUUUUGCGGUGGAGGUGACCCUGCUGAGGGAUAUGGCAAUACUGCUGUUCCUUUAUCUGCAGGAGCAGUCUCUGCUAUCAAGGCCGCAAUCUUUAUGGGAGACCCUCGAAAUAUUCACGGACUGCCGUACAAUGUCGGAACCUGUGCUACCCAAGGUUUCGAUCCCCGCCCAGCUGGCUUCUCUUGUCCCAGCGCAUCCAAGAUCAAGUCGUACUGUGAUGCCUCAGACCCAUACUGCUGCAAUGGAAACAACCCUGCCACUCACCAAGGCUACGGCCAGGAGUACGGCCAGCAAGCCCUCGCUUUUAUCAACAGCAAGCUCUCAUAAGUUGAGGAAUUAUUGGGCGCUGAUGACUCUAAUGAUGUAGUGGGUUGUUGGAAUGUCCGUCAAGGGCGAUGGCUAUCACGUAUAAAAGUAAUAUGGCAUUUACACUUCAAAUUGAUCAUUCUGUUUAUUGAGUUGAUGACUAUUGUGA